GCCGAACCGACCUUCAACGCCGAGACGACCAUCCACCCCACGACAACAUCCACAACAGAAAACGCGCCCCCCAUGGCUUCCUUCAUCGCACGCCGCGCUCUCCAGACCCGGGCUUUCUCGACGACCGGCCGCCGAUUCGCCCAGGCUGACGCUGCGCUCAAGGAGGAGACAAAGCGCAACCCCGAGCUUAUGAUCCUCGGAGGCGUCAUGGCUCUUACCUUUGCCGGGGCUGGUCUCUACUUCGGCCGCACGCCCACCAAGUCCACAUCCGAGCAGGAGGUUGGCAUGGCCAGCCAGGGCAUGCCCUGGGAGACCGGUUCCGCCGAGGGCAAGUACCGAUACCACCCGGGCGGCGACACCUCUCAGGCCCCCAAGGACGCCCCCAGCGCCGUGAACGUCGUUGUCAUUCCCGACGUCAACCUGCCCAAGCACCUGCACGACAAGUAUAACAAAUGGGGUAAGGAUGGCUACUAGACGUUGGCUACUUGGAGUGGAGGCAUGGAUAUGAAUAGAAACGGCGAGGAAGUGUAGUGGAAUUCCAGGCGAUUAGAGCAUCCAGAAUAUCACCAGUCCCCGCCCCUUUGUACAUAAUCCGAAAUCAGAAAUGAGCAUUACAUCCAUCGCCCCAUAUAAAUUAACGAUUAUGAAGAGGAGCACUCGACGUCCAAGCCGCUCAAACAGCGCACCUGUGUAUCCGGAUUAUCCCACUCCAUGUCGUCCC
Pseudomassariella vexata is the source of this 721-nucleotide messenger RNA. RefSeq lists its product as uncharacterized. Lineage: Eukaryota; Fungi; Ascomycota; Sordariomycetes; Amphisphaeriales; Pseudomassariaceae. The record is from RefSeq and is a predicted model, not a curated record. The coding region runs from base 73 to 474 and encodes 133 amino acids. The transcript is spliced from 4 exons.